Eremothecium cymbalariae DBVPG#7215 is the source of this 2568-nucleotide messenger RNA. RefSeq names its product non-specific serine/threonine protein kinase. The coding region runs from base 1 to 2568 and encodes 855 amino acids. The transcript has a single exon. Lineage: Eukaryota; Fungi; Ascomycota; Saccharomycetes; Saccharomycetales; Saccharomycetaceae. Gene Ontology annotation, cellular component: cytoplasm. Gene Ontology annotation, molecular function: protein serine/threonine kinase activity; ATP binding. The record is from RefSeq and is a predicted model, not a curated record. Gene Ontology annotation, biological process: protein phosphorylation; intracellular signal transduction.
AUGAUUGCAUCUAAGGUUGAACAGAAUAAUUUGAAGGCGGCUAUAGGAGCGUCCUAUAAUAAGCUUUAUGGGCAGUUUUCAUCUAAUGAGUUGAAGGAGGUUGGGAAUUAUAAGAUACUCAAGCAAGUUGGGGAGGGAUCGUUUGGGAAGGUUUAUUUGGCUAAUCAUAAGCUUACUCACCAGAAGGUUGUGUUGAAGACUGGGGAGAAGAAGGAUCCCAAUGUGGUCAGGGAGGUAUUUUAUCAUCGUCAGUUUGAUUUUCCGUUUAUUACGAAGCUUUAUGAGGUGAUUGUAACGGAAAGUAAGGUUUGGAUGGCGCUUGAAUACUGUCCGGGGAACGAGUUGUAUGAUUAUUUACUUCAGAAGCAGAGGAUACCCCUUGAUGAGACGAGUAAGCUGUUUGCUCAGAUUGUGGGUGCGGUUUUCUAUGCACAUUCGUUGCAAUGUGUUCACCGAGAUUUGAAAUUGGAGAACAUAUUGCUGGAUAAGCAGGGGUAUGCUAUGUUGACAGAUUUUGGAUUCACAAGGGAGUGUGCCACUAAGACUCAAUUGGAGACCAUAUGUGGUACUACUGUUUAUAUGGCGCCAGAGUUGAUCAAACGUGAGAGCUAUGAUGGGUACAAGGUUGACACGUGGUCAUUGGGGAUUAUUCUUUAUACCAUGCUUCAUGGGUUCAUGCCCUUCGAUGAGGAAGAUCCAACGCUGACUGGAUUGAAAAUCAUGAAUGAAAUGCCGCCAAUCGUCGAUGCGUAUACGAAUGUGCAUGCCAAAGAUCUAAUUCUCAAACUCUUACGGAAAACUCCGUCAGAAAGGCCGAGCUUGAACAAAGUUCUAGAACAUCCUUUUUUACAACCUUAUGGGACUAUCUUAUUAGAUACUAUAGACUCUUUAAUAAAGAGGCAAAGACAAGGCGAUGUAAAGUUUCAAUCCAAAACUGAAAAAAGACUACUGAAGAGGUUGAAGCAAACAGGCUUUGAUACAGCUGCAAUUAAGAUUUCAGUUACAAAACGGAGAUGUGAUGCACUAUGUAGCUUGUGGUAUCUCUUGCUUGAAAAGGAAAAGAAGAAGGAGCUUCUUAAGCACCCUAGAAAGAGCAGAUCAGGAAUAUCGGUAAGAAAAGUCUUUGAUUCAGCUUCUGGCAUGCAGAGCCAAGAUGAGUUCAACUAUGAUAAGGCUACUUCAUUGCGCAGGAUACUUAGUAUACGCAGUGAAACGUCUUCAAGACCUCCACUUCAUAUUGAAAUACAUAAAAAAGGUGUCUCGAAACAGAACUCAGGGACACAUGAUCCUUCAACCCUUAGCCAAGAAAGUAUCACAUCAUCUUCAAAGUCUAAAAUAAGCAUUCUUCAGAAGUUUACCAAAUAUUUUAGUAGAAGUAAGAGACAAUGUGCAAAUCAGCAAGUAAAAGAGCAGUCGUUGAAAGAUAAUCAAAAUCAUGUGUUCAAUAACUUUAACUGGCAAGCAAAAUUAGUGUCCAUUAAUAAUAGUAAUCCAGCAUUUGAAUCUCGGAUUCCAGACAAGCGAGAUCUUAAAGCUAAAAGAAUUACAUAUAACAAGACAUCCAAUGGACAUCGGUUACGCGGUGCAUUAACGAUACAAGAACCAAACUUAAAAAAUGUGAAAUCGCGAUCAUCAGGUGAAAUAUCUGGUCAGGUUUCGAGCUUGCCAUCUGAAACGGAAGCUAAUGUUCAUUCGACACCACAUACUACACCUUUAGGAAGGAUCAGGCCAUCUUCGAUGCUCUCGCAGCAUUCCGCGUUGUCAAAUGAUACUUUUAAUUCGGAAUAUUCUACAGAUGCUCAAUCUACAUACAAAUCACCUAAUUCCUUGAGUGCAAAGAUCUCUGGAUUAGGACAGCUUAACGGGGGUAAUACAGGUGAUUCGGGUUCCUUGACUAAAUCUAAAAUAUUUGCGAAAAGGGCGGUUAGCAUCAUGUCAAGUGCUUCAAGUACGUCAGAGAUAAGUUCAAGAGCUGACUCUUUUUAUGAUAUCACCACAGCAUCCUCCCCGGUAAACCUAGAUGUUAGAGUAAAUCCAGGUUUAACUCCGUCUAAUAGGAUAGACUCAGCUUUCCCUGGAGCAGGGUCUGCUUCAAGUUCUGCCGCAUGGCUUUCCAAGAGGGAAAACACUCCGUUGUUUAGACGGCCCAGAGUAAACGUCCGAUCAGUUAAACGUAACAAAAUGAUAAGGGGAAACUCUACCGGGACACAGUCUGUUAUAAAAGAGGAAAGUUCCUUCAGCGAUGGUGAUGAUCAGCGCCCUAUGUUAGUUAACAGCAGCGAGGUUUAUGAAAGGUUAGAUGAAAGUGUUGGGCUUGAUGAUGAGGUAGCUGUACAAACAGAUAGCGUCUCAUCAAAAGCAGAAACGCCUAUAUAUCCCAUUACUUUGAACUCAGGGUCAAAAUCUGCAGACUUUACUAUGGGGAGAUCGUUCAGUGAUGGAAGUGAGUGGUCACAAAAUGGCUCAUUUAUUGGUCUUCAUCAGAAUCCUGCCUCUGGCAAACAGAUAGCAUCGCAAAAUGAUGAACAUGAAGACUUGGGCAUGGCAGACCACGAAGAUAACUCCUGA